AUGCUCAUCAACACUACCAUUGCCAUCGCCAUCAUGGCUUUCUUGGCCAACGCUGCACCAGCACCAGCACCAGCUGACGGCAGUAUGCCUUCGACAACUCCAAUUUCCAACAAAACCGAUAGUGCCCCAGCGGCCCCUCUUCCAACAGAUAUCACCAAGCAACUCUUCCUCGCGGAUACCGCAGCCGAUCGAUACACUCUCCUUCCCGAAGACAAGAACUUUGUGUUCAACUUUAACGAUAGCACAAAGUUCAACAAGGGAGGAAAAGGCGGAGACCUCAUCGCCGCCAACCGAAAGACUUUCGCUCCUCUAGUCGGUACCGGCUCCGGAAUGGCAGUCGGCUUCCUCAAAGGCUGCGGCUUCAACACACCACACGUCCACCCCCGGGCAACCGAACUCCAAAUCGUCAUCAAAGGGAAAGUAAUCACUGAAAUGGUUCCCGAGAAUGGAGUCUUCAACGUCCCCAACAAGCCCGAGUCAGGCCGACGAGUCAUCCGCAACGAACUUGGUCCUUUCCAGAUGCAGCCCUUCUAUCAAGGUUCCGUACACUCGCAGUUUAACCCUGACUGUGAGGAAGCACAGUUUAUUGCUAGUUUUAAUGCGGAGGACUUUGGGACUGGACAGGUGGCUGAUGAGUUGCUUGCUUUGGAUGGGGAGAUGUUCACUGCUGCUUUUGGGGAGGCUGUUGAUGCGGAGGAGUUGGAGAAGUUUAGAAAGCAAAUUCCUGCUUCGAUUGCUGAGGGUGUUGCGAGCUGUCUUCAGAAGUGUAACAUAAAGAAGAGUUAUUAG
This is a messenger RNA of Hymenoscyphus albidus, 789 nucleotides long. Lineage: Eukaryota; Fungi; Ascomycota; Leotiomycetes; Helotiales; Helotiaceae. The record is from the annotation of a GenBank genome assembly.